Molecule: messenger RNA, 2313 nt
Organism: Geosmithia morbida
Lineage: Eukaryota; Fungi; Ascomycota; Sordariomycetes; Hypocreales; Bionectriaceae
Product: succinate-semialdehyde dehydrogenase / glutarate-semialdehyde dehydrogenase
Exons: 4
Coding region: 1-2313 (770 amino acids)
Biological process (GO): GABA catabolic process
Molecular function (GO): succinate-semialdehyde dehydrogenase (NAD+) activity
Source: RefSeq, a predicted model, not a curated record
AUGGCACCUCAGCUCAAGGACCCUUCUCUGCUUAAGCAGAAUGUCUGCUUCGUCAAUGGCGAGUGGAAAGCCGCCAAGUCCGGCAAGACGUUUGAGGUGACUGACCCCGGAACGGGCAAGCUAGUGGGAACCAGCCCCGAGUUCACGGCUGAAGACACGCAGGAGGCCAUCGACGCAGCAAGCGUGGCUCUCUCUUCGUUCCGCAAGCUGACGGGCCGCGAGCGCGCCAGGCUACUCCGCCGGUGGUACGACGAGCUGGUGGCUAACGCCGAGGACAUUGCGACGCUCAUCACGUGGGAGAACGGCAAGCCGCUGGCGGAUGCGCGGGGCGAGGCGACGUACGCGGCCAACUUCUAUGAGUGGUUCAGCGAGGAGGCGCCGCGGAUCUACGGCGACACCAUCGGCACGGCGACGGCCAGCAACCGCGUGGUGACGUACCGAGAGCCCAUCGGUGUGUGCGGUUUCAUCACGCCCUGGAACUUCCCGGCGGCCAUGAUCACGCGCAAGGUCGGCCCGGCGCUGGCGGCCGGGUGCACCGUCGUGUGCAAGGCGCCCGGUGAGACGCCCUUCACGGCGCUGGCCAUCGCCGAGCUGGGCGUGCGCGCGGGCAUUCCCAAGGGCGUCUUCAACGUGGUGACGGCCCUGAACAACACCAUCGAGGUGGGCCAAACGCUGACGAGCGCGCCGGCCAUCCGCAAGGUGUCGUUCACGGGCUCGACUGGCGUCGGCAAGGUGCUGAUGAAGCAGUCGGCCGACACGCUCAAGAAGCUGUCGAUGGAGCUGGGCGGCAACGCGCCCCUGAUCGUCUUCGACGACGCCGAGCUGGAUGUGGCCGUGGCGGGCGCCAUCACGUCCAAGUUCCGGUCGUCGGGCCAGACGUGCGUGUGCGCCAACCGCAUCUACGUCCAGAAGGGCAUCUACGACGAGUUCGUCGCCAGGUUCGCCGCCAAGGUCAGGGAGUUCAAGGUCGGCAACGGCUUCGACGAGGGCACCACCCACGGACCCCUGAUCCACAGCCGCGCCAUCGAGAAGGUCGACGCCCACGUCCGCGACGCCGUGACCAAAGGCGCCACCGUCCUCGUCGGCGGCCAGAAGCUGCCCAACCUUGGCUCCAACUUCUUCCAGCCCACCGUCAUCCGCGACAUGACCUCGGACAUGGACAUCGCCUCCCAGGAGACUUUUGGCCCCGUCGCCGGCAUCUUCCCCUUCUCCUCUGAGCAGGAAGUUGUCUCCCUCGCCAACAAGGCUGAGGUCGGCCUCGCCGGCUACUUCUUCUCCCGCGACAUCGAGCGCGUCUACCGCGUCGCCGAGGCCCUCGAGGUCGGCAUGGUCGGCGUCAACACUGGCCUCAUCUCCGACACGGCCGCGCCCUUCGGCGGUGUCAAGCAGAGCGGUUUCGGCAGGGAGGGCUCCAAGUACGGUAUUGAAGAGUACCAGAUCAUCAAGACUAUCACAUUUGGUGGCAUGGGAAAGCCCCUGCAGAUUCGAUUCCCACCUUCCUACCGCCCGUUGGCCAUGGCAGCAAUAGCAGCACCCAUCCGGACGUUUUCCGCAUCGACAGCACUCUACAAGAAGCGCAAGAUUGCACCGGCGAGCAACAGCCCAAACAACAACAACGGCGGCAGCAGCAGCAAGGCAAUGUAUUCACCCACCAAAGUCGACGGCGGCAGCAGCAAUGGUGGAGCACAGCCAGACCCGGAGGACCCUCUCAACUUCUCCGCCGUGACAGAGGCGUACGCCCCGAUCGACGCACACUUCAAGUCGCAGCUUCACAGCCUCCUUAACGGCGGGCGGUUCAACCCCGACUCGCUGGGCGGGCUGCAGGUGUCGGUGAAGACGCAGGUGCCGGCCGACGACGGCACUGGCGCGGUUCUGACGGACGUCGAGACGUUCCCCCUCCGGGAGCUCUGCCAGGUGGUCCCCCGCCCGGGUCGCACCAUCUCGCUCCUCGUCAACGAGCGCGACUACGUCAAGCCCAUCAUGUCGGCGGUGCAGGCGUCGCCCGACUUCAACCAGCAGCCGCAGCGGUCCGACGACAACGACCUGGAGCUCGUGCUGCGCGUCCAGAUGGAGCGCAAAGAGGACCUGAUCCGCCGGCUGCGCGACGCCACCCAGACGUGGAGGGACCGUGUGCGGCACGCCCGCACAAAGCACGACAAGGUUCUCAAGGAGUGGAAGAAGAACAAGGUCCUCACCACCGACGUCGCGCGCAAGGCCGAGACAGAGCUGCAGAAGCUGCAGAAUAAGAAAAUGAAGGAGAUUGAUGACGAGGAAGCUCGUGCCAUGAAGCAGCUCGAACGCAAUUCUUCCUAA